This is a messenger RNA of Protopolystoma xenopodis, 1353 nucleotides long. The record is from the annotation of a GenBank genome assembly. Lineage: Eukaryota; Metazoa; Platyhelminthes; Monogenea; Polystomatidea; Polystomatidae.
AUGUGCAUACCUCACCAUUUUCUCGGCGAUCAUGCCUCAAACCAAAAACUUUUUUUAUUUGAUUGCAACAUCCACGCUUUAUACACGCCUCUCCACUUCGCUGCAUUGACUGGCAAUGUGUUCGCCGCUCAGCGCAUCAUCAAUCAUCAUGAUCUAACUAGAGUCGCCUUACUUAUUCUCGGUUUAUCCGACAUCCCGACUGUCGACGAUGGGGCAGUGGCUACGACCAAUGUGCCUGGUGAGCCAGCUAGAUGGCCGUGUGAGGCCUUGGAGGUUGGAUCUAGCACAGGUGGGGACUCAGUUCCUAGGAUGACGAGCGUGCAGGCAGUUCAUCCGGCUCCGCCACUCUUUUUGGCUGCUCAAAAAGGACACACUAAGCUCUUUGAGCUUCUGCUGCACACUUGCAUAAAGGCCAGGCGUGUUUGCUUGAUGUCGGCCAAGCGCGUGCAUGAUAACGCGGGCUCAACCACUACUGUCUCUGCUUCACCUUCCACCACUCUAUAUUCAUCCUCAACAGUUGCAGUAUCAGCGACACAUACUUCUAAUGUGGCUUCCUCCUCUACUCCACAGCCACAUCGGCUCUUUCAAGUGCAUCUUCCUUCCCAGCUCCCACUGCCAGGUUGGAUGACUGAUUCUCUCGGCCGAACGUCUCUUCAUCUUGCUGCCCAAGCUGGUAGAUUAGAUAUUUGCCGUCUCCUCCUGCAGAUGCCCUCUACUUCCUGUUCCUCGUCUAAGUCAUCUAAUCUUAAUGUAACUGCUGCCAGCCCAAGACACGAUGUCCUUAAUAUUUUGGAACCUAUGUUCGGGAGACGGAAAGAAAUCGAGAGUUGCUUACAACACUUGCGGCCAUUGGAGGUUUUAAUUAACAGCCGAGACGAGGAAGAGGAUGAAGACGAAAAAGAUUAUAAGGAACAAAUUGACAACUUGGGGACACCCAUCGUGAAGUGGAGGCGAUGGAAUAGAAAGGGUGUUGACGAGGAUGGAAUAGAUGCUGGAGCGGAAGAGCAUAAUGAGGCAAAUGUCUAUGAUGAUAAUGAGAAUAUAGAGCUUGAUGAGGCUUAUGGGAAUAAUGAAACGGAAGAAGAGGAAGUAGAAGUUGCCGAGCCGAAUUUAGAAAAAAAUGGCGAGCUGGAAACUUCUUUCAAUGAAAUUGGGAGUGGAGCAAACUUAAGUGCAUGCGACGCUGUUUACCGUUGGACCCCAUUACAUCAUGCCGCCGCUCAGGUAGGCCUUCAUUUUUUGUCUAUCGAUAAACCGUAUUCACAAAUUUGCCAUUCCUCAUUUGAGAUCCUCCAGUCUUGCUUAAUUUUUUUUAUAUACUCUCUAUUUUUUUCAUUAUUGGCCUCACUUUAA